GAUUGAAGAGAUAAUAGGAAGAAGUUGUUUGGUGGUUUAAAUAUGAAGGUGCUGAGUAAUUUGUUAUUGGUGGUGGUUGUACUGGCUGGGAUUUCGAUGCAUUUAACACAAGAAGAAACAGAUAGUAAUUCUUUGAAGUUUGUGGAAGAUUUGAACAAGUAUUUAAGUGAUUCAGAUAAAAUAGCGAUAGAUAAUUACUGCAGUGACACGAAAAUACGUUGCGAUAGUAAUGAUGAAAUCACCGGUGUUAUAUUACAGGAUCUUGAGCUGUCUGGAUUUCCUACAGGCAUUACAAUAGUUAAAGAUACAUUAAAAGAUUUAGACAUGAAAAACACAAAAUUAGAAGGUAACAUUCCAAAUGAAAUUUAUGAGCUAACGAAAUUGGAACAUCUGCGUCUGGAAGAGAACAAUUUUGAUGGUAGUUUAAGCGAUAAUAUUAAAAACCUAGAUAAAUUAAGAGUUCUUAAUUUAACUGGAUCAAGUCUAUCUGGUGAGAUACCUGAUGGUCUGUACUCGAUGACUGAAUUACGAGUUCUGAGCUUAAGAGGUAACAAGUUUAAUGGUGGUUUAAAGGAUGAUAUUAAAAAUCUGGCUAAAUUACGGAAUCUUGAUUUAGCUGACUUGAGUCUAUCUGGAUCGAUACCUGAUGGUAUAUAUGCAUUAAAUGAUUUGACACAUAUACAUUUACAAGGAAACGAAUUUAGUGGUAGCUUAAGUAAUGAUAUUGAAAAUCUGAACAACUUAAAGACUCUUGAUUUAAGUGGUAACAAAGAUAUAUCUGGAUCGAUACCUGAUGGUCUGUAUGCACUAGUUGGAUUAGAAUAUUUAGAUCUUAUGGAUAACAAUAUCAGUGGUAGUUUAUCAUCUAAGAUUGGUGAUAUGACCAUGUUGACUGAGCUAAAUUUGGGUUCAAAUCGAUUAAGUGGAGCUAUACCAAAUGAAAUUGGUAAAUUAAAUAAUCUGAAAGCUUUAGAAAUGCGAGAGAAUGAGUUUGAAGGUGAUAUUCCUGAUUUAAGUGGUCUGACAGGAUUAGAGCAUAUGAACAUUAGCUCAACAAAACACAGUUUAAAUGCGAAAUGUGAUGACAAAAUGUUACCUCCAUCUAUUCAAAAGGAAAAUUGUUUGGUUAGACCUGUAAGUAAACUGUGCGAUAAUGUCACACACUGCGAAUACAGUGAUAAACCUAUACCUAAAUCAUCAGUUGGUUCAAUAUUCUAUACAUAUGGGUUGAAAACGAUUGUUAUGAUGGUAGUUUGCAGAGGUGCAGUAGGGAUGAUAUUAAACUAAACUGUGUAAUUGUGAUAUUUAUAUAAGACAGAAUAAAUGAAACAUGUAGUUACGAAAUAAAAUAUAGAUAAUUUG
Schistocerca gregaria is the source of this 1362-nucleotide messenger RNA. RefSeq lists its product as uncharacterized. The coding region runs from base 43 to 1287 and encodes 414 amino acids. Gene Ontology annotation, molecular function: protein binding. NCBI's taxonomy places the organism in Eukaryota, Metazoa, Arthropoda, Insecta, Orthoptera, Acrididae. The transcript has a single exon. The record is from RefSeq and is a predicted model, not a curated record.